Molecule: messenger RNA, 424 nt
Organism: Morus notabilis
Lineage: Eukaryota; Viridiplantae; Streptophyta; Magnoliopsida; Rosales; Moraceae
Product: pre-rRNA-processing protein TSR2 homolog
Exons: 3
Coding region: 14-424 (136 amino acids)
Biological process (GO): maturation of SSU-rRNA from tricistronic rRNA transcript (SSU-rRNA, 5.8S rRNA, LSU-rRNA)
Cellular component (GO): nucleus
Source: RefSeq, a predicted model, not a curated record
UGAAUUUGCAUGCAUGGAAUCCAUGAACGACGGCCGACGUGGUAUUGAUACUACUAGUGUGGCGGCCUCUACCCUUCAAAAGCCAGAGGCAUUUGACGUCUGUAGCGACGGCGGCGGCAGCCCUCAUCUCCGAGACAGCGUUGCGUCGAUUUUGUCACGAUGGAACGGCCUCCAAAUGGCGGUGCAGAACCAAUGGGGCGGACAUGAUUCCCUCAACAAAUCCCACCAACUUGCCGAUGAUAUCUCCUCCUGGUUCUCUCAAUCCAAAGCGCCUCUUUACGUGGAAGAUGUAGAAAAUCUGCUCCAUGAGAACAUGCUUCUCUCUUUCAACACAGACAUCGAAGAUGGCAGCGUUGAAGAGGUGGCAGAACAGUUGAUGGAUUUGCACGAAGAAUAUUUGCAUGGAAGUCAAGUAACAAUGUGA